AAAAAAUAGAUAAAAUCUCAUGAAAAUAUAGCGCAACAAAAAUUUUACUAGUGGCUUUGGAAAGAGAACAAGAAAACAAUAAAGAAAUCUUCAUGAAUAAACAUAGAUAGAGAUGGGUGUAUUGUUUAAGAAUGGUUAAUGAUACUUCUGAGUUUCUUCUCUGGGAAUUCUCAGAGAUUUGGGAGCUACAGAUUAUGCAUGUGGCUUUGCUAUUAAUAUUCUAUUUAAUGACAGUGACAUGGAAUCUUCUCAUCAUCUCUGCUGUUGUUUUUGACCACCAUCUUCACAUCCCCAUGUACUUCUUCCUAAUGAAUUUAGCCAUGCAAGACAUUGGUUCAGUGUCAGUCAUUAUUCCUAAAACUCUUUUUAAUUUUCUUACAAAUAUAAGAAGUAUUUCUCAUUCUGGAUGUGUUGCCCAAGUCAUGUUUUUGUUGUUUUUCCUGAGCUGUGAUAUUUCUCUCCUUACUGUCAUGGCCUAUGAUCGAUACAUUGCCAUUUGUAACCCUUUACAUUACGAAAUGAUAAUGAACAGGAAGGCUUGUACCAAGAUGAUUGCUGGUGUAUUGACUGCCAGCCUUCUCAAUGCUUCAUUACACACCACCGUCACUUUUAUGAUUCCUUUCUGCUCUAAUAGUAUAAACCAGUUUUUCUGUGAAGUUCCAUAUUUACUUAAGAUUGCCUGUUCUGAUUUAUAUUUAUCUGAAAUUGGAUUUCAAAUUUUCAGUGCUAUGUUAGCCACUGGUUGUUUUGUUUUUGUCAUUGUGAGUUAUGUGCAUGUCUUCUCGGCAGUUCUGAGAAUUCCUUCUGUUCAAGGAAGGAAAAAAGCCUUUUCUACUUGCUUACCACAUCUGGUUGUUUUCUUCAUAUUUUUGUUUACUACUUGCCUUGCUUACCUCAAACCUACAACUGACAGUGUAUCACAUCCAAACUUUAUAAUAACAUUAAUGUAUUCCAUUAUUCCAUCUAUGUUGAAUCCAUUAAUCUACAGCCUGAGAAAUAAAGACAUCAAAGUUGCUCUUUUGAGAAUUUUUGGUCAGAAUUUAUUAUUUUUUUAAGGAGAAUGAGCUGUGCAUCUUCUUAUUUUCAAAAAGGAAAAGUAAGACAGCUGAAAUAAGAUAAAUAUUUUCACAACAAUUUCCCACUUUUCAAUACAUUACAUAAAGAGCAAAGGUAUUAUUGUUAUUGUUAUUUUAUGACAUUUGUCAUCUUUGUUAAGAUUGAAGUUGUGAUGCACUGAGCUACCUCUGACUCUUGAUGGCUAUAAGGAUAUACAUGUUUAAUUUUCUUGCCAACAUUUCAUGAUAUAGCUGAGAGAAAUUUGCUGCAAGGAUACCCAACUAAGUCUGAUUGGACCAAUGGUCAUUUUUUUCAAGCCCUUUGACUUAACCACUACUAGACGAUAAUGAUGAUCUGUUAUAAUACAUAGAUUAAGGUCUGUUUCUUUUGCCUGAUGCCAAAGUGUCAAAGAUAAUUCUCACAACAGAAGUUCAGUGAAAGACAGCUAACAUAUAUUAAAUUAGAAUCAAUUAGUAUGAAAUAUUGGAUGAAAUGGAACUUUAUAUAUUUCCAAUAUGGAUACAGUAAGAAAAUUUGUAAAUAAUAUAUGUAUUAGGAAUAAGUAUUGAAUAAAUGUAUUCGAAAGUAAAUAAUCCUGUUUGUUUUAGGAAAAAAAUAUUGUAAAUUCUAUUUUAAAAAAUCCAUAUCUGCAAUGUUUAAAAUGCACAUGAAUAUUGAUGUGGAGUUUCUAAUAAAUCUUAAAUGAGAAACUUAAUACACAUGAGCUGUUUACCAUCCCUCUUUAAUGAGGUUUCCAUUUUUUGUACUUUAAAAUGUUUAUUCAUUUAAAUGCUUCUUCAGUCAUCAAAGUAAUUCAAAGUAGCUUAUAUAGUAAAGUGAAGGCAAUCCUUAAAAAAAUAAAAUUGUACAAUGUAUAUGUCUAUAUAUUAUCUGUUAUAAAGAAAUAGGUUUAUGAAUCAAGGUAUGUCCCACUUUUU
Molecule: messenger RNA, 1994 nt
Organism: Crotalus tigris (Tiger rattlesnake)
Lineage: Eukaryota; Metazoa; Chordata; Lepidosauria; Squamata; Viperidae
Product: olfactory receptor 14C36-like
Exons: 2
Coding region: 132-1055 (307 amino acids)
Biological process (GO): G protein-coupled receptor signaling pathway
Cellular component (GO): membrane
Molecular function (GO): G protein-coupled receptor activity; olfactory receptor activity
Source: RefSeq, a predicted model, not a curated record